UUUGAUUUUUGAUCCCCAAAUUAGGGUUCUUUGCAAGAAUUUUUCUCUCUUUCAUUUGAUUUCACUUUUAGCUUCUUCAGUUUUGUGAGAGGUUGUUGGAUUUGGUAGUAGAGCAUGUCUUUCUUUUGGAACUUGGUGUUAUAUGACUUCAGUGGUUUGAUUAGAUUUGGGUCUGAUUUGUUUCUCAAUGAGUUGGAUCCUUCACUGACCAAAGUUUAUCUAAGAACAGGGGAUUUGAUGUUGAUUUCUGCAACCAUACGUAUAAUGGGAUAAUGCCGGGUGGAUGUAGUCCCUAUGACAAACUCUUUGCAAAGGCUGGACUCCAUUGUUACAAUCUUGAAAAGGUUACUCUCUUAGAUGGACUAAUUCAGGAAGACAUAUCAAAGCUUGGGAACUCGUAAGUCCUUUCUUCAUUUUCUUGGAACUGAAAGGUAUCUGCAAGCUCUCUUACUCGAUUCAGCUAUUAGAUUACAUGAUUUGUACACCAGGUAAGCCUAAAUAUCUUUCGCAAGUACUGUGGACCUGUCGACAUUUGGCUGUCAAUUUUAUCCGCCAAUAAACAUCCAAGUAAUGUAAUCAUCAUAAACGAGCAGCCUUGGAAAAGCUUCAAAGCAAUGGCACAACACUUAAGCCAGUGGGUUUGUUAUGUCUCCACCAAAUAUGAUAUACUUACCUUUUUUUUUCUCUGACCUUGAUGAAUGUGAAUGGUUUGUGAUUCUGCAGGUUUCGGAAGCUUUUUGUUUCGUUUUCAAGCUACACAUACACGAAUACAUUUAAUAGAAUCAUUCUUUCAGUAUUAAUGUUUUUAUUAUGUUUUAUAUGUUUAAAAAUUAAUUAAAGGCAAUAUUUUCCUAUUUUAUAAAAUCUUAAAUGUUUAAACAUUUAUACUAUUUCUAUUCUAUUUAAAAAUUUUAAAUUUCAAAAAACUAUAUUUUCAGAAUUAAGAGUCCCAAAAUUAUAACCUACCAUUGUAAAAGAAAAUUUUAACUAAAAAUCAUGGGUUUUUAUUUUCAAAACAGUACACAAUUAAUUCAUAAAAAAAACUCAAACAGUAUAUAAGUACCCCAAUAUAUGAACCUCCCAUUAAUAUUGCUCUCAGCUCUUUUGGUAUAUAUUUACAUUUUUCUCAAUAUAUUGCCUUUUUCUUAUGUAAAAGGAGUAUAUUCAAAUCUUAUAUAUAUGCCUUGUGAAUAAAGAAUAAAAGAGCCUAAGGUGAAAAAACACGGAGCUUUCUGACUAAAUCCGGGGCUGAACGUGAAUUAGCAUAGGAAUCAUGUCAUCCACGGAUAUGAAACCCAAAUCCAAACCUGAUGAUAACCAAGUCAUUUCGCGGAAGGCAGUGAGAGAUCGAUUACAUGUGUUCAUGAAAGGAGGUGGUUGCGGAGAAUUAUUUACAGCUUGUAUAGGUGGUGAUAAGGCGAAAGAUAACCGGGAAGCCUGUUCGAUGCUGGAAAAAUGUAUGAAGGCUCGCUCUGAUUACUUUCAGCCGUUUUUCGCGUUGAGGAGAGAUGGCGAAGAACUGAUGGAGAGGGAGACCGAAGUCUUCCUCCAUGCAAAGCCAAAGGACAACACAUACACGCUGGUUGAAAAGUUCAUGACAGGCGGACCUUGCAAAGAAGCCUUUAUGGCUUGGAAUGACUUCCGCAAAGAAUGUAAGAAGACCGGGAGGUGUGAGAGAAGUUGUUUUAGUCCUACACCUGCUUUUAAAACCCUGGUCAAGUGUAUGGAGGCUGAUCGCUCUAAUCACUAUCACCCGUUUCUCGCGGUGUUCAAAACUGUUGAAGAACAUCUUAAAAAGGAGAUCAUGGGCUGGGCUACGAGGGAGCAAGCCGAUGCGAAGAAGGGUUAGAUUAAAAACAAUGAUGAGUUAAUUAUGUAACUUUUAUGCUUACUUUUUUUUUUUUUUUUUU
Molecule: messenger RNA, 1910 nt
Organism: Camelina sativa (false flax)
Lineage: Eukaryota; Viridiplantae; Streptophyta; Magnoliopsida; Brassicales; Brassicaceae
Source: RefSeq, a predicted model, not a curated record